AUGCACGUCCACGAAAACGGGCAUCUUCCUCUUCCACAACUCAGCGAGCAGCAGGCCGGGAAAGGUGAGCAGCCAAUCAUUGGUCUUGCGUGUUAUUAGCCAGUCAAGGAACCUAAUUAACUUCCUCCAAAUGACUUCGAACCAACCUCCAUUUGUUAUUUGAAUUCUUUUUGAAGCUGAGGCUAUUUAUAAUAAGUUUCCAAACACUUGCUAACCAGGUUGGUCGUUCAAUUUCGAAAAUUCCUGAAAAGUGGUUAAAAUACUCUUUUCGUACCUGAUAAAGGCUCUGAGAAUCUCAAUCUGCACAGCUUCUCCGUUAUUGAGAAAGAAUGACUUUAAGUCUAAGAAAAGCCCAAAAUCUUGUUGAAAUUGACUAUAUGCAGACUUUGAGAUGUUGUGCAGGUUGGGAUUUUCAAAUUUUUAUCUUCUAGAUCAGAAGACAUUUUGGCAAAUUUUCUGAAAGUUACGACCCAAUAAGUAGAAUUAACUGCUUUUUUUAUGAUAUUCUAAUGGUUUUGUGCAACGUUAAAAAAAGUUUUCUCAAAAAAAGUUAUUAUCAGUUUGGGCCAAACAGAAAUCACCCUUUUUUUCUCAACUUCCUCUCUUAGAAGUUCUAGAAGACUAUUUUCAUUUCCGAACCUCCAAUUUGAUAUUUUUGUUUUUCUAUCAGUUCUGUACAUUCUGUAACAGUUUAGGAGCCCAAAAUAAAAUGAUUCUUGUUUUCUUAAUUGCUUACCGCGCGAUCCGUUCGAUCAACACGUGCUCAGACCCAUCACUACCGUCUCUCCGUGCUCCCAGUUCCGACGCCGAACGUUGAUCACGCUUUUCUCUUUGUUUAUUUAUUUCCCAACCUUCUCAAGGCUUCUUCAUCAUCGACCCGCAAUACCCAAUAUUUUUCGAUUUAUCAUUUAUCGUCUCGAAACGCGUCUUUUGCUUCCUUCUUGCUUCCUUCUCAAUUCAAUUUAGAGCAAUUGUUUAAAGGUGCAUGAACCUUCUUCACAGACGCGAAAGUGUUUUUUAGAAAGAAGGCGAUACAUUUUUGGUCAAAAUUUUAUUAAAGUUCACAUGAUUAAAAUAAGGAUUAUAGAAAUAUUAUUUAGUGAUUAUGAAAAAAUUGAAGAGUUGGAAACUUGCAAAGAAACAGGAAUUAUUUUUUUUAGUCCUCCGCACGUUUUUCAACCUUUAUUGAUCUGAAAAAUCAAACUUCCCACUGACAGUGCGUGUAAAUGAUUGGGAAGUUAUUGAAAGCAGAAUUUUCAAAAAAAGCACUUUCUGCUGAAACUCAGAAAAUCUAGUUUUUCUGCGCCCUCUUGAUCAGUUGAAUAUUUCUUUUCAGUGAUUUUUACUAAUGAAAUAAACAAAGAAAAGCCACGUUAUUUUCGAUUAUAAAGGUAUCGCAUAUAUUAUUUUUUUGCCCAAAAAUCUAAUUUUUGUAAGUAAUCGGGUGGGACCAACGUUUAAAAGACAUGGUCACGAUAAAAUCAACGCGAGACAUUUUCCGAACGGAGAAAAACAACUAGAAAAAUCAGACAGCUUGUAAAAAAAUUGCAUCUAGAACAAUAUUGAGAAAAAAAUAGGAAAUUUUUCAACCCGAGAUAUUUUUUAAAACGGUAAAUUCACAAAAAAGGCUUAUUCGAGUCAAAAAAGAAUUUCGAACAGUUUCAAAGAUAAUGGCUUGAAUACCACACACUCCAAGAUAUUUCGCAACAGUUUGCCGAUUCCGAAGCCAGCCAAGCAUCAAUAAGCGCGGAAGAAGUUGGCGAAUAAUUUGCGGUGCAUUAUUCAAAGGGUCGAAAUCGCCGCACUUCACGAGGCCGGAGAGUGAGAGCUCCUCGGUCGCGUUCAAUGCAAUGAUUACCCACCUCCUUGCGAAUUUGCAAGUGCCUCUCUUCCAUCCGCAACCGAUGUGCUUUGAUUUCAUCCGUUUUUUGCUUUAUUAUUAUGAAGAAUAAAGUUAAAUUUGAAACAUUCAGUGGAAGGGCUUCCUUUAUACACAAAAAUGGUUGAAGAAAUGUGGCUGGUGGUGCUCUGUUUCGUGUUGCCGGCGGUCGUCUUCUCUCUUUUCGCGUUGCUCGCCUGGCUUCGAGUUUUGCAUCAAAACCACGAGUUAGUUUGAUUUUUAGCCUAUCCACAACAGUCGUGAAGUUUUUUUUUUCUUGUAGAUUCGCUUAAAAUCCCUUGGAUUGUCUCAUAGCGAAAAAUUAUUUACAGCCUUGAUUCUUUAAAAAACGUGAUUAUUGGAAAUUUGGGGCAAAUGAAGAUUCAGUAUUUCCAUUGAAAUUUUUUUCUAGAAUAUUUGACAGAUAUUUUAAACUUCACAGAAAAAUGUUUUCAUUGCCUUUUACAAAAAAAUGAUUCACGUUUCGUUCAAUUUUUUUCUCAACUAUGCUUUUAAAAACUUCUCAAAAACAUCGUGAACAAAUCGUAGUUUGUUGAAAAAUGCUUGUCUUGAUAUUCAAAACAGCAAGGAAGGUGUCUUGCCCUACAUUUUUAAGCUCAGCAGUAGUAUUUUGAUAGUUUUUGGCUUAGUUCUAUGAACCAGAAAAAAGAGGAUAAUACUGGUUAUCCUUUACGGCCUCAACAUAUACUUUUAUCAAAACUAAUUGAGCACAUUGUAGCUAAUUGGAAAAUUGAAUAAUUAAAAGUCGUGUUGCUUUCAGAAGGAAAAAAAGAGCGACGACGGCUUCAAAUGGGAACGAACGUCUCGUGACAAAGUCAGUUGUUUUAUGAGAUCUCGAGAAACAUUGAAAUCAAGGAGAAACGGCGAAGUUGUCUGCAACAUUCCGAUCCAAGUCAUUGACGUCGACACGGGCGCAACGUUCUUCUACGCUUCUGACGACUCCCUGUCAGGCCGACCAAAGCCUGAGAAAGCCAAAACCUUCAAAGAUAGUUCCCUUAUCUCCGUUGGUAAGGAAAAAGAAGCCAUGAUUGCGUGA
This is a messenger RNA of Caenorhabditis auriculariae, 2936 nucleotides long. Lineage: Eukaryota; Metazoa; Nematoda; Chromadorea; Rhabditida; Rhabditidae. The record is from the annotation of a GenBank genome assembly.